Messenger RNA from Acipenser ruthenus (sterlet), 1100 nucleotides. RefSeq lists its product as uncharacterized. The transcript is spliced from 5 exons. The coding region runs from base 44 to 721 and encodes 225 amino acids. NCBI's taxonomy places the organism in Eukaryota, Metazoa, Chordata, Actinopteri, Acipenseriformes, Acipenseridae. Gene Ontology annotation, biological process: response to bacterium. The record is from RefSeq and is a predicted model, not a curated record.
UGAGAGAUCCGCCUCGUAUGUAAGCGCAGCAGAUCUCGUUUCAAUGUUGAAAGCACAGUGGCACUGUUUACUGCCGGCUGCACGGCGCGUAUUCAAUCACACUGCGCUUCGGACUCCAGGAGCGAUGGCAUUCUGUUCUAUCGGCUGCCUUUUGGUUUUGGUCGCUCAGUAUGGGCUGACGGAACCAGUAGUUGACUCCGUCCCGUCGUUACACACCGCGGAACCGGGCGGGAAUAUCACGCUGAAAUGCGGAGCUGAUCCAAAUAAAAUAAACCAAUAUGCACAUGCACGGGUUACCUGGUACCGGCAGGAGCCGGACGGGCGAAUCCAGAUCGUCACAACCCUGAGCACGGGUUACUUAAAAGAGGGCCGGUAUUCCGGAACAGUCGACAACAAGAACGGACAGUAUAAUUUAACCAUUGCGGGCCUCCACAGAACCGACUCGGCCGUGUAUUUCUGUAUAGCGAGAGCAGCUCUCCUGUUCGCACCUGGGUCCAGCACCAAACUCGUUGUAUCAGAUUGCGUUCCUGUGUUGUUUUACGGACUGCCCGCCGUUCUCCUGCUAAUUCUGGUCGUGGUGUCUGUGGCGUGUGUUUACAGAAGACUUCAUAAAACUAAAACCGAUCACAAGUCCAGCGACGCACCCUGCCGUCCUCAGCGCCCCGCCCGACACAGAACAGUCCAGGAUUACUCGACGGAGUACGCAUCGCUCAAUCUGUGACGGGCUCCACAAAGCACCGCGCUCAUCUUUAAAUGCAGCCGUGGACAGAGAGAGAGAGAAAGAGAGAGAGAGCUGUAUACUCUUUCAAUUCGAAGUCCAAUUCACUGUCUAUUUACAUAGUAGUUAGUAAACACAUGUGUAACACAAUUACAAUGUUAUGAUGCAUUGUUACAAUGCACUUACUGUGGAAAUCCCUGUGCUCGAUAUAACCCUAUCCCUAACACUAACCCUAACCGUUUGCUGAUACAGCUGUGUACUUGCAUAUAUUGUGCAAAAAUAAUUUGUAACUAUGCAUAAUACCACUGUAAUGAUGAUAUUUACCAAAUACACUGUAAUGAGAGACACCAUGAAAAGUGUUACCUUUUUUUUUUUUUUAAAC